AUUUUAGCGCGAGAUUGUCCAAGAGACUUAGGUGCCUAGGAGGACUGUACGUCGCAUUUUUAAGCAAGAACACAGUCGUAGAGAGCGUAAAAAGAAGCACUCAAAACUUUAUUUAAUGUCUAUAAGAACGAUAUGCUAAUGCAUUCGCACUAUUUCAAAAGAUUAGUCUUCUCGCAAGAUGAACUUUUCGAGCCUCAAAACCCUACUACGGCUCGCUCCCUCUAUUCGAACUAUACGCCGAGAACUAGCCCGCGCAAGCUACCGUCGCUGCAUUGCAUGCCCUCGACCCUAUAUAUUAAGAGUACAAGCUAAGAAGAGGUUGCGCUUUGCGCGGGAUUAUAGGUGGUGGGACUAUGCAGUUCAUAGGGAUGAUGGCAGGCAAGGAGGGGACUGGAGGAAGGUUGUCUAGUCUGAUGAGGCAAUAUUCGAGACUAGCAAGAAUAGUAGGAUUUGGGUGACUAGGAGGGUAGAUGAGAGGAGGUGCCUUGACUGCAUCUAGUUAGUUUAUAGGUUAGGAAGGAUUAUGGUCAUGAUUUGGGAGGCAUUAGGCUA
This is a messenger RNA of Mollisia scopiformis, 552 nucleotides long. RefSeq lists its product as uncharacterized. The record is from RefSeq and is a predicted model, not a curated record. The transcript has a single exon. Bases 179 to 409 code for a protein of 76 amino acids. Lineage: Eukaryota; Fungi; Ascomycota; Leotiomycetes; Helotiales; Mollisiaceae.